AUGGCUGGGCCCACGCAGCGCCGGUCCAUCAAGCAGCAGGGCAGGGAGGCGGCCGUCGACGCCCUCCGAAAACGAUGCUUCGAUCGCGUCCGAGCCGGACGUGAGUCACUCCUGGACAGCUUGCGCGGUUUGGCUGCGGACAGUCCCCACGGCACAGAAGGACAGCUUCGCCAGCUGGCGCACGAAGUCCUUCAGGACGUGCCGCCAGACGACUGGCUUGACGAAGAGGCCAUGAUUGCCCUGGAGCAGGAAAUCUACGAAGAGCUCUGUGCCGAAGUGCAGCGAGCACAGGAUGAGGCACAGCGGCUCGAGGACUUGCAGAAUGAAGAGGACUGCGCUUUGUUCGAGCAGCACCUCUUGCCGGGAGUGCAUUGCCCACUUUGCGGAGAUGGGCGGCUGCAGAACGAUGCAGGCCUCGUGUCAAAUGUUCUGCUGAAGGUCAUAGCAGUAGCAGGCGAGUGUACCACUGUCCUUGUGCUCGACACACCACUCGUCGUGUUCGUCAUGAGAUGA
Messenger RNA from Symbiodinium sp. CCMP2592, 513 nucleotides. NCBI's taxonomy places the organism in Eukaryota, Dinophyceae, Suessiales, Symbiodiniaceae. The record is from the annotation of a GenBank genome assembly.